Molecule: messenger RNA, 1896 nt
Organism: Drosophila virilis
Lineage: Eukaryota; Metazoa; Arthropoda; Insecta; Diptera; Drosophilidae
Product: protein takeout-like
Source: RefSeq, a predicted model, not a curated record
CUAUCGGAGUUUCAAAAUAUGUACUUCACUUUAACACUAAAAGUCUCACGGGAAUUUCGGAAUAAUAAGCGAUAUCUGAAAAUCUACGAAUUGAGUCCAACUGUGAAAAUCGAUCGCUGGAUUUUAGAGAUUGAAAGCCUAACCUAACCAUCUUUUUAAAUCGUUUGUUCAACCAACGUUGGACUGAGAUCUGAAAUGAAUGGGAGCCAAGUAUAUUGGACACAUUUGCCAGUGUCUUUAUCGGCAUGAUAAAAGAUACAUUCAAUCAAAUUGCUUACGACGACUUGUUUCUGCCAAAUGAUAAUUCAUCUUGAUGGGAUAUUCGAUAUUUCACUUUUUUUAUAUAUAUAUUAACAGAAUUAUCAAUCUGUAGCGUAGUUUGAACUGUGCCGAUAUUUGUCUUAGCUAUAGUUAAUAGAUAUUUAAAUGCAAUAUAUGCCGAGUUGAUAUGUCCAUGCAUUGGUUGUCGAAUUCGGUUUCUUGAUUAUUGAUUUUUUGAACUUUUAAUAGCUAGACAUAGAAAAUGUUCAAUGCAAUAUAUCUUUAAUUAUACACCAUUCAGGGAAGAUGAAGCACAGAAGCGUGUCUGUGUUUUUCUCUGUAAUAAGCGUGAUAGAGAGUAGGGUAGGGUAUCUGCUAGUCAGGCACUCCCAAGUAGAGCACUCGUUUAUGUUUUGUUAGAUUCGUAUAUUUAAUUUCAUUUGUUAAGAAAUAUGCCUAAUGAAAUCAGUUAUUAAUAAAAGUACCGAUACAACUAUUAUGCAAGCGCUCUCUCACUCUCAAGAAAUGCCGUGUAGAAGCUGCAAAAUGCAAUAAGAUAAAAAGCGGUUCAACUGGUUCUCGAAUAGCUUAUGUUUAGAGUGGACAACUGAAUCGUGUUAGCUUAUUCUUAGUAGAGCUACUAAGCAUUAAGCACGUGCCGAAUCAAGUCUACGAAAUAAACAAGCUAUCAUUUAAAAGAGGAAAAUGAUUUCCUACGUUUUGGUUAUCCGUCUACUUCUGAUCGUUAAUUUCUGCACAGCAUUACCAGAGAAAAUCAAGAAAUGCCGUUUCGGAGAUGAGAAAUGCAUGGUUGAGUCCAUAAAUGACAUCAUCAAAAAAUAUCCAAAAGGACCAGAAUUGGGCAUCAAACCAAUCGAUGUGGUUGACAUAAGGGAUACAGAACUCUUAAGAUCAAAUCGAACCGGAUUUAUUUGGGCAUCAGUCAGUCUGAGUAAUCAAGUAAACUAUGGCUUCGAAAACACAACCAUUACAAGUGUUAAGGGAUUUGGUAAAAAUCCCAAAGCUAGUCAAAUUACAAUCUCUGGACGUAUACCCAGUUUGGUGCACAAGGGCACUUUUGAUGCGAAUGGACGCCUCUGGCUGGUUGAAAUGAAUCUAACUGGGAACUCUUUAUCGGAGUUUCAAAACAUGCAUUUCACCUUAAAACUGAAAGUCUCACUUGAUUUUCGAAACAAUAAACGUUACUUGAACAUCUACGAGCUGACCCCAAUUGUCAAAAUCGAUCGCUGGAUUUUAGAGAUGGACAGCCUUUUUACAGAAAACACCGAUCUUACCAUUAUCUUCAACCGUUUGUUCAACCAACGUUGGAUUGAGGUCUGGAACGAAUGGGAACCAAGUAUAUUGGACACAUUUGCCAGUGUCUUUAUCGGCAUGGUCAAAGGUAUAUUCAAUGAAAUCCCUUACGACGACUUGUUUUUGCCAGAUGACAUUUAAUUCAGCUAUAUUUAUUUAUACUCCCAUUUGUGCUAACUGCAACAAGAUCUGUAGAGUUUAUAUAAGUUAUAUAUCUGCCUAUUGUAAAGUUUUCGGUUCUGUUCUUCUAUCAAUCCUCACAGAAUUAUCGAUCUGUAGGGAUAUUUUGACUGGACCGAUAGAUGUCUAAAUUAUAAUUAU